AUGAAGAUCGACCCCUGGAUCGCGUGCUGGUGGUGCAAUUCCGCAAGCUCCGGCAGCAGUACCGCGGCCUUGGAGAACGGGUCGAGGAGGAAGCAACAGCACGGGGCGCCGCAGCAUCCGCUGAAGCGCGGCACGUGGUGGCCGCAGAUCCGGCGGACGGAGACGGGGCAGUCGCGGACGAGUACGAGCCAGGCGCCGCCCACGGAGCCGCAGCAGCGCGCGUCGGCGGGGAGCGUUGUUGUCAGGCGCUGCACGGCCGCCGUCUCGGAGGACGAGCCGCGGCAUCAUCUGGUAGCUGCGCACCGCGGCGUGCCAGUGGCGGCGAAGGCGCCUCUGUCGGCGGAGGACGAGGUGGGAGAAGUCGUGGGGAAGAAGCUAGGAGAAAAUGCCAUGCUUGUUGAUGCAGGGCAUGCUUUUGAUCCAGCUUAUUCAAAAGCGCUCAGGGUAGAUAUUGAGAAUCUGAUUGUAUGCCAGCCUGACAAUGGAGAGACAGCACUAGAAAUUGCUGACCGCAUGUGUAGAUCUGGAGCAAUAGAUCUCAUCUGUAUUGAUGCAGUUUCAGCUCUCACUCCACGUGCAGAAAUUGAAGGAGCAGAUGGGUUUACAAACUUGUCUGAUGAGUCGAGCAUUGAGAAAGAUGUCCAGGCAACGCCUCAAAGAUUGGAAUAUUCUACUGAAGUUACUAGCGGAGGUAUUGCUCUGAAAUUCUUUGCAUCUCUCCGCCUAGAGAUACGGCACAUUGGGAAGAUAAAAUCUGCCAAGGGAGAUGAAGAUGUUGGUGUCGAGGUCCGUGUCAAAGUGCAGAAGAGUAAAGUCUCCAGGCCCUACAAGCAAGCUGAAUUCGAAAUCAUGUUUGGGGAGGUCGGACGCAUUCUUGAUUGUGCUGAGCUGAUGGAAGUUGUUGCAAAGAAGGAUUCAUGCGGUACAGUUACAAAGAUAGUAUCAGACCUUGGUGAACGAGAAAUAUGA
Brachypodium distachyon (stiff brome) is the source of this 969-nucleotide messenger RNA. Its product is annotated as DNA repair protein recA homolog 1, chloroplastic-like. The record is from RefSeq and is a predicted model, not a curated record. Bases 1 to 969 code for a protein of 322 amino acids. Gene Ontology annotation, molecular function: ATP-dependent activity, acting on DNA; ATP binding; single-stranded DNA binding. The transcript has 9 exons. Gene Ontology annotation, biological process: DNA repair. Lineage: Eukaryota; Viridiplantae; Streptophyta; Magnoliopsida; Poales; Poaceae.